GGUCACGUGGCCACUACAGGAAAAAUUCUCAACAUUAAGGAUGCCUACUCACACCCACUGUUCUACCGUGGCGUGGACGACAGUACGGGUUUCCGCACACGCAACAUACUCUGUUUUCCCAUCAAGGAUGAGAACGGAGAUGUUAUUGGUGUUGCUGAACUGGUGAAUAAGACCAAUGGUCCAUGGUUUAACCGGUUUGAUGAGGACCUGGCCACAGCCUUCUCCAUCUACUGUGGGAUCAGCAUCGCCCAUUUCCAUCCACUCACCAGAGACACCAGUGAUGUCUGCUUCUUCCUCUAAGUCCCUGCUGUAUAAGAAGGUACACGAGGCCCAGUUCCGCAGUCACCUAGCCAAUGAGAUGAUGAUGUACCACAUGAAGGUGUGUGAGGAGGAGGUGAGCCGCUUGCUAAUGAGAGGACUUCAGCCUGCACACAGCAUCCACUCGAGCUUCUCUCAGUUCACCUACACACCCCGCUCCCUGCCUGACGACACCACGCCCAUGGCAAUCCUGAGCAUGUUUGAGGAUAUGGGCUUUAUAAACACCUAUAAGAUUGACUUAAUAACUCUGGCCAGGUUCUGUCUGAUGGUGAAGAGGGGCUACAGGGAUCCGCCCUACCAUAACUGGAUGCACGCAUUCUCUGUCUCUCACUUCUGUUACUUGCUUUACAAGAACCUGAAGCUCAACAACUACCUCGAGGACAUUGAGAUCCUCGCACUCUUUGUGUCCUGCAUGUGCCAUGAUCUGGACCACCGAGGAACAAACAACUCCUUCCAAGUGGCCUCGAAAUCUGUUCUGGCUGCCCUUUACAGCUCAGAGGGAUCAGUGAUGGAGAGACAUCACUUUGCUCAGGCCAUCGCCAUCCUGAACACACAGGGCUGCAACAUCUUUGAGAAGUUCUCCCGAAAGGACUACCAGAGGAUGCUGGACCUGAUGAGGGAGAUUAUUCUGGCCACUGAUUUGGCUCAUCACCUGCGCAUCUUUAAAGACCUGCAGAAGAUGGCAGAAGCUGGAUACAAUCCAAAGAGCCAGACUCACCGCAGCCUACUGUUGUGCCUACUGAUGACCUCUUGUGACCUCUCGGAUCAGACCAAGGACUGGAAGACCACUAGGAAGAUUGCCGAGCUGAUCUACAAAGAGUUUUUCUCUCAGGGUGAUCUGGAGAAGGCGAUGGGGAACAGGCCCAGUGAGAUGAUGGACAGGGAGAAGGCGUACAUUCCCGAGUUACAGAUCAGCUUUAUGGAACACAUUGCAAUGCCCAUCUACAAGCUGCUGCAUGAGAUUUUCCCGCGUUCAUCAGAACUCUACGAGCGCGUUGCAGCGAAUCGCGAGCAGUGGACCAAAGUUUCACACAAGUUCAACAUCCGCGGUUUACCCAGCAACAACUCACUGGACUUCCUGGACGAGGAAUACGAGCUGAUGCAGGCACAGGGAGCGUUCGGUGAGGACGGUCACCGCAUGAACGGUUGCCUGGACGACGAGUGCAGCAAGACGGACCAGUGAAACGUUUGGAGUGUGAAACAGGUAGACAUUACGCCUUCGUGACGU
Messenger RNA from Tachysurus fulvidraco (yellow catfish), 1546 nucleotides. RefSeq names its product cGMP-dependent 3',5'-cyclic phosphodiesterase-like. NCBI's taxonomy places the organism in Eukaryota, Metazoa, Chordata, Actinopteri, Siluriformes, Bagridae. Gene Ontology annotation, molecular function: 3',5'-cGMP-stimulated cyclic-nucleotide phosphodiesterase activity; 3',5'-cyclic-GMP phosphodiesterase activity; 3',5'-cyclic-AMP phosphodiesterase activity. Gene Ontology annotation, cellular component: perinuclear region of cytoplasm; synaptic membrane; mitochondrial outer membrane. The transcript is spliced from 14 exons. The record is from RefSeq and is a predicted model, not a curated record. Gene Ontology annotation, biological process: negative regulation of receptor guanylyl cyclase signaling pathway; cGMP catabolic process; positive regulation of gene expression. The coding region runs from base 176 to 1501 and encodes 441 amino acids.